AUGGCUAGCGACGAGCUGCUCACUCGCCGCCCCACCCGCCCGCAGGCAGAGGUUGUGCGUCCUGGCUUCCGCGGCUGGCCGAGAGUUUCUCCCGUCACGGGCGAGACCGAGCUGUACUACCCGCAGCACCGGCGGCUGGCCAAGUACCUCGUCACCGGCCUCGUGAUCGCGGCGCAAGUCGUGAUGAUGGUAUGCAUGAUCGCGAUGCUGUACGCCGCCUUCUUCUGCAUCCAGUCGACCAACUUCUCCGUCGCCGAGAGCCUGUUGCUCAACCUCGGCUGCAGCACGGUGUGGGGCAUCUCGCUCGAGCUCCUCAACUGGGUCGUCUGGUCGCGCGUCGCCGCCUCGCUCAACCGGUUCGAGAACCACCGCACGGCCGCCGCGCACGAGACGCACCUCAUCGCAAAGAUCUUCGUCUUCUUCUUCAUCGACUGCUUCCUCUGGUUCUUCCUGCUCGCCUUCUUCCAGAUCCCGUUCGGCUCGCAGAUCGACGGGCUCCUCCACAAGGCCGGUGUCGUUCUGGACAGGCCCUUCGAGCGGUCGGACUGGGUCCCCCGCCUCGGCAUGACCAUCGGCGCCGUCCUCUCCCUCACGCAGUGGUCGAUGCUCCUCUUUGCCGACGCGUACGUCCCCUACUGGUGGUCCGCCCGCGCCAAGCGGCGCGAGGCCGAGCGCGCGAGCAGCAAGCCCCCGCCUCCGGGCGCCGACCACGCCGCGCAGGAGCUCGGGCGGGCGGGCGGGGGAGGCGCGCGGCGGCGGCGGCGGCGGCGGCGGGCGGGCGAGGGGUGCGGCACGAUGGCGGAGGUGCUGUCGCAGGUGGCCCUGCCCGCGUACGACCCGCUGCUGGACUACUCUGGCAUGGUGACGCAGUUCGGGUACGUCGCCUUCUUCGGCGUCUCCUUCCCGCUGGCGGCGCUCGUCUGCAUGCUGCACACGAUGCUGCGCCUGCGCUCGAACGCGCUGCGCCUUACGCAGCUCUCGCGCAGGCCGCGGCCGCAGGCGGUGGACGGUGUCGGGCUGUGGGCGACGCUGCUCUUCUUCGAGGCGCUCGUCUGCGCGCUCGUCAACCCUCUGAUCGUCGCCGUCUCGAGCGACCAGCUCGACGCGCUCGCUUGCUGGACGCACGAGCUGAUGCGCGGGGACGGCGACUGCGGCGGCGGCACCGUCCCGAUGUCGGCUCGCUUCCUGAUCGCGAUCGCGGCGGAGCACGUCCUGCUCAUCUGCGCCGUGCUGCUGUACAAGCUGCUGCCGCGCGAGACGGCCGCGGUGCGCGCACAGCUGCAGCGGCAGGCCUUCCUCUUCAAGAAGCGCUACUGGGAGACGGUCGAGGCAGAGCGCCUCCUCUCGGGCGGGCCAUCGACCGCCGGCGCUGGCCGGCCGCGCGCGGUGUCGGGCUUCCGGCUGCACGCCGGCGGGCCGCCGGCGGUCGAGUACGACGCGCCGUGGGCGUCCGGCUCGGAGCUCUCGGACGACCUCGACGAGGAGGAGCCAGAGGCGCCGCCGCCGCCGCCCAGGCCCGGAGGCGCGUGCGAGUUGGCCGCGGUGUCGCGGCGCGCGUGACGUGGCGCGUGUGACUGUCUUUUGUUGGUAGAUCUAGACGGAUCUUCGGUGCCCGGGUAACGUCAGCGAGGUAGGGAGUUUUUCGCCGUACAUAAAGUGGUGCCCCACUGCC
Emiliania huxleyi CCMP1516 is the source of this 1672-nucleotide messenger RNA. RefSeq lists its product as hypothetical. The coding region runs from base 1 to 1560 and encodes 519 amino acids. The record is from RefSeq and is a predicted model, not a curated record. Lineage: Eukaryota; Haptophyta; Isochrysidales; Noelaerhabdaceae. The transcript has 10 exons. Gene Ontology annotation, molecular function: chloride channel activity. Gene Ontology annotation, biological process: chloride transmembrane transport.